GAGGGAGCGUUCGCAUGCGCAGUUUGUAGUGUCUGUACCUCCCGCCCUAGGUGGGUGGUAGGCAGGGGUGGCACGUGGAGUUCCCUGUACGGAGUUCGCUGAGGAUGUGAAGACCUUGGGCGACAUUGGGACAGACGUUAGAGCGUGAGGAUGUCGGUCCCGGUGGCUGGGCUUCCCUCGCGGCUGCUGCUGUCAGCCUUGACCGGCGCUGGUCGCUUUUGCGUUUUGGGGUCCGGAGUGGCAAGGGGGAAGGCCGUCCCGGCGCGGAACCUCCGUGGCUUGUCUGACCUCCACCCGCAGCUGUUGCCCAGCCAGAAUUUCAAAGACUCGCCCUCAUGGCUGCCCAAGAAACCCUCAGAGCCCCGGAGUUACAUAACCAAUCCGAACCUCGCCACGACCUUGGUGCAGAUACUGCAGGAAGAGAACAGAAACCCUCACCAGCUCUUCCUGGAGUGCAAUCCAGGUCCUGGAAUCCUGACUCAAGCAUUACUUGAAAGCCAGGCCAAAGUGAUUGCCCUUGAGUGUAACAGAACUUUUCUUCCACAUUUGAAGUCACUGCGAAAAAAGGUGAAUAAAAAGCUAGAAGUGGUCCACUGUGACUUCUUUAAGCUGGAUCCUAGAAAUUCUGGAAUAGUCAAACCUCCCAUUAUGCUUUCAGAAACGCUUUUUCAGAGUAUGGGAAUAGAAGCACUUCCUUGGUCAGAAGAUAACCCAUUAAAGGUAGUUGGAAUCUUCCCAGCUAAAAAUGAGAAAAAGAUACUUUGGAAACUUUUAUAUGACCUGUAUUCUUCUACUUCUAUAUACAGUUAUGGACGAGUACAACUAAAUAUGUUUAUUGCUGAGAAGGAAUACGAGAAACUGGUGGCAGGUCCCCACAAUUCCCUGUACCAGCCACUGAGUGUGCUCUGGCAAGUGGCCUGUGACAUUAAGCUUCUGCACAUGGAGCCUUGGUCCUCAUUCAGUGUAUACAACCAAGUUGGGGGACCGAAAAAGUUGAAGAAUAAGGAAUCAUUAGAACAAAUAAAUAAACAAAUGGGACAAAACAUGUGUUUUAUUCAGUUGACGCCUCGUCAGAAUUUAUUUACAGAAAAUUUAACAUCUGUGAACUAUGACGUAUUUUUUCACAUGUUAAAGCAGUGUUUUAUGAAGCGCUACGGCACGCUCAUGGACCAUUUACAGUCAUUGAGUCCAGUUAAUGCAGUAUCUAUCCUGAAGCAAAUAGAGAAAGACGAAUACAUGAAAAUAACAGAUCUGUACCCUGAAGACUUUAAACUGCUUUUUGAAGCUAUAGAGUGUUCCAGAGAAUCUUGUAGGUGGCUGUUUGAUGACUCCAUAGAGGACAUAGUUCUGUAGGGAAUUGAAUUGCCCAUGUAUUAUCACGAACCACUUACUUAUUUGGAAAUUAUGGUACACAUGGAAGAGAACUAGGUUUGAAAAGCUUACAGGCUUUCAGCAGAAGAGAACUCUUGUUUUUCAGAGUGGGCACAUAAUUUCUUCUGAAGUUGGUACCAUUAGUAUAUUGGAUAGAACAAUGCCUGUGAUUUUAUUCACAAAAAAUAAAAUGAAAACUUCUGUUACUUGUA
Molecule: messenger RNA, 1583 nt
Organism: Suricata suricatta (meerkat)
Lineage: Eukaryota; Metazoa; Chordata; Mammalia; Carnivora; Herpestidae
Gene: TFB2M
Product: transcription factor B2, mitochondrial
Exons: 8
Coding region: 151-1353 (400 amino acids)
Biological process (GO): rRNA methylation; transcription initiation at mitochondrial promoter
Cellular component (GO): mitochondrial matrix
Molecular function (GO): mitochondrial transcription factor activity; rRNA (adenine-N6,N6-)-dimethyltransferase activity
Source: RefSeq, a predicted model, not a curated record